GACAAAGCUGGUAGAGGACAGCGGGAUGGCUGCGCCGGGCGCGCCGCGCUUCCUCCUGACCUUCGACUUUGACGAGACCAUCGUGGACGAAACCAGCGACGACUCCGUCGUGCGCGCCGCGGCGGGCCAGCGGCUGCCUGAGAGCCCGCGUGCCACCUGGCGCGAGGGCUUCUACAACGAGUACAUGCAGCGCGUCUUCCAGUACCGGGGCGAGCAGGGCGUGCGGCCGCGGGACCCGCGCGCCAUCUGUGAGGCCAUCCCCCUGUCGCCCGGCAUGGGCGAGCUGCUGCAGUUUGUGGCCAAGCAGGGCGCCUGCUUUGAGGUUAUUCUCAUCUCAGACGCCAACACCUUUGGCGUGGAGAGUGCGCUGCGCGCCGCCGGCCACCACGGCCUGUUCCGCCGCAUCUUCAGCAACCCGUCGGGGCCCGACCCUUGGGGGCUGCUGGCGCUGCGGCCCUUCCACGCGCCCAGCUGCGCUCGCUGCCCCGCCGACAUGUGCAAGCACAAGGUGCUCAGCGACUACCCGCGCGAGCGGGCCCACGACGGCGUGCACUUCGAGCGCCUUUUCUACGUGAGCGACGGCGCCAACGACAUCUGCCCCAUGGGGCUGCUGGCAGGCGGCGACGUGGCCUUCCCGCGCCGCCGCUACCCCGUGCCCCGCCUUAUGCAGGAGGCGCAGAAGGCCGAGGCCAGCUCCUUCCGCGCCGGGGUGGUGCCCUGGGAAACCGCCACCGAAGUGCGCCUCCACCUGCAACAGGUGCUGAGGAC
Physeter macrocephalus (sperm whale) is the source of this 768-nucleotide messenger RNA. RefSeq names its product phosphoethanolamine/phosphocholine phosphatase-like. Gene Ontology annotation, molecular function: phosphatase activity. NCBI's taxonomy places the organism in Eukaryota, Metazoa, Chordata, Mammalia, Artiodactyla, Physeteridae. Gene Ontology annotation, biological process: bone mineralization involved in bone maturation. The record is from RefSeq and is a predicted model, not a curated record.